GGUUUGUAGUGGGGGACGGCAGUGCGUUUAAAAACCCGCCCAGGGGAGACACCGCGUUUACGAGCCCGGAGAUCUGUGUGUGUUUUCCGCGGACUGCCUCCCUCCCUCCUCGGCCCCGGUUCACUCCGUCCGGUGCGGGAUGAGCUGGUCGUGAGGAACGCGACAGCACCGGUUCACCUGAAGCAAGUGGACCCUUCUCCGGAUUUUAACCCCUGACAAACAUGCGCGGACUUUCUUUCAUCUCAUUUGAUUGGAAGCCGUGUGGAGACCGUUUCUCUGGAGGACUUUAAAAACACAGGAGAGCUGCUUUUUCUCUCGCUGGGUUGUUUACAUGCUGUGAUAGGAUUUCCCAUCAUUUCCAGCAGCAGCAGCAGCUCAGGGUUUCUUCCUCUUCCUCUUCCUCUUCCUCCUCCUCCACCUCCUCCUCUUGUUCCUCUGCCUCCUCCUCGGAUCCUCCAGGUCGCGCGGAGGCCGGUGCUGGUGCAGCUGGUGCCGGGCUGAGAAGAUGGGUCUACCUGCCCUGGAGUUCAGUGACUGCUACCUGGACAGUCCCCAGUUCCGGGAGCGACUCAAGUCCCACGAGCUGGAGCUGGACAAGACCAACAAGUUCAUCAAGGAGCUGAUCAAAGAUGGAAAAGCUCUCAUCCAGGCGCUGAAGUGUCUGUCGACGGCCAAGAGGAAGUUUGCCGGCUCUCUCAACGAGUUUAAAUUCCAGUGUAUUGGAGACGCGGAGACGGACGAUGAGAUUUGCAUAGCCAAGUCGCUCCAGGAGUUUUCAUCAGUUCUGCAGAACCUGGAGGAUGAGAGGACACGGAUGAUCGAGAACGCCAGCGAUGUUCUGAUUAUGCCUCUGGAGCGGUUCAGGAAAGAACAGAUCAGCGCAGCCAAGGCAACCAAGAAGAAGUACGACAAAGAGACGGAGAAGUAUUGUGCAGUGCUGGAGAAACAUCUGAGCCUCUCAGCCCGGAAGAAAGAGUCACAUCUACAUGAAGCGGACAACCAGGUCGAUACCGUACGGCAGCACUUCUACGAGGUUUCUCUGGAGUAUGUCUUCAAGGUGCAGGAGGUCCAGGAGAGGAAGAUGUUCGACUUUGUGGAGCCGCUGUUGGCGUUUCUCCAAGGCCUGUUCACCUACUACCACCACGGCUACGAGCUGGCAAAGGACUUCAAUCACUUCAAGACUGAUCUCACCAUUAGCAUACAGAAUACGAGGAACCGCUUUGAGAGCACCCGGUCGGAGGUGGAGAGUCUGAUGGGGAAGAUGAAGGAGAAUCCACACGAUCACAAGAGUGUCAGCCAGCACACCAUGGAAGGAUACCUCUUUGUACAGGAGAAGCGCUCAUUUGUAUCUACCUGGGUGAAGUACUACUGUACGUACCAUCGGGAGCCCAAGAGGGUGACCAUGGUUCUGUUUGACCCUAAAUCAGUAGGGAAAAUGGGAGAAGAGGAGAGCUUCAUCCUCAAGUCCUGCACCAGGAGGAAGUCGGACUCCAUAGAAAAGAGGUUUUGUUUUGAUGUGGAGUCUGUGGACAGGCCGGGAGUGAUCACCAUGCAGGCUCUGUCAGAAGAGGACCGGAGGCUGUGGAUGGAGGCCAUGGAUGGGAGAGAGCCGGUUUACAAUCUGAACAGAGACAACCAGGCUGAAGGCCUGGCCCAGCUGGAUGUCACUGGGUUCAACGUGAUGAAAAAAUUCAUCUAUGCAGUGGAGACGCGAGGUAUCAAUGACCAGGGGCUGUACAGGAUCGUUGGUGUCAACUCCAGGGUACAAAAACUACUGGGCUUCGCUAUGGAUCCAAAGACGUGUGCCGACGUGGAGCUGGAAAACCAAGAGUGGGAGAUAAAGACGAUCACAAGUGCAAUCAAGCACUACCUCAGGGUGCUGCCCGCGCCUCUCAUGACCUACCAGUACCAGAGGAGCUUCAUCAAAGCUGCCAAAUUGGACAACCCGGAGGCCAGGGUGACAGAGAUCCACGCUCUGGUGCAUCGACUGCCUGAGAAGAACAGACAGAUGCUUGAGCUGCUGAUGAAACACCUGAACAAUGUGGCCAGUCACGACCAGCAGAACCUGAUGACCAUCGCUAACCUGGGGGUGGUCUUCGGGCCGACUCUGCUCCGCCCCCAGGAGGAGACGGUGGCGGCCAUCAUGGACAUCAAGUUCCAGAACAUUGUGGUGGAGAUCCUCAUAGAGCACCAUGAAAAGAUAUUCAGGGAGGUGCCGAGUUCUGCAGCAGGUCCGACCAACCUGCAGCUCAACCUGUCCAGGAGGAAAAGCACUGAUGGCAAAGCCCCGUCCUGCAGCGAGAGGCCUCUCACGCUCUUUCACACACCAACACAUUCACAGAAAGGUGAAAAGACGAACAGUGUCGUCAACGAGCUGCAGCAGCCGGUCUCCUCCUCUUCUGUCAACUGCAACAGCAGCAGCAGUAGCAGCAGCAGCAGCCAAGGCCGAACCCCGAGACACAGCCUGACCAGCAACGACGGAGAGCAAGACACACGGCAGAUCCGCCCCAGUUCACUGCUGAACCCAAAAGGUCGUGGCAGCAUCCCAGCCAAAAGUGCAAAGUCUCCCAGCCCCACCUCACCACGUUCCCCCUCCUGGCCGAUGUUCUCUGCUCCGUCGAGCCCUCAGCCGACCUCCUCCGCCUCCAGUGACUCCUCUCCAAUCAGUCUUACGGGCAGGAAGGCUCGGGCGCUGUAUGCCUGCAAGGCGGAGCACGACUCCGAGCUGUCCUUCAUCGCUGGAACCAUCUUUGAAAACGUUCAUGGCUCCAGGGAGCCGGGUUGGCUUGAAGGGACCCUGGAUGGUCGAACAGGACUGAUACCAGAAAACUAUGUGGAGUUUUUAAAGUCCACGUAGUUUGUAGUGUCAGUCCUGACUCGUAAGAUACUGGACCAGAAACCAGAACCGGAGGAGGGGACUGGAUUUGACUGCACAAGACCGGACAGACUAUAUUAGCUCAUAUACUAUAGUGGACCGGACCAUUGUUGGAGACCUGAAACUGGACCAAGCAAAACCAUAUCAAAUGGAUGUGAUGAAGAAGUGAAGCGGAGCGGACUGGGGAGAGACCCGUGAAUUGCACUGGAAAAAAAGAGAGAAAAAAAAAGGUUUUGAAUCCCUGUGUGGUUUGGAUGUUAUUGGUGUGGAUGACUCCCCAAGUCCUGAUGAUGAUGUAAUAUGUGUGGAGAGAAAAGUGUAUACGUGUGUGUGUGUGUGUUUGUGUGAUAUAUCUGGGGUUGAUAUUUCUGAGCUGUGAGGCUUGUGAUUUGUAUUUUUCAGCCCUUGCUUUAUUAUUUGGAGCUGCACUGCCCCAUCGCUUCAGCAUCUCCUCUUUUGUGUCGCCUACGAAUGGAAAAGCUCUCUGGAGGUGAUUGAUAUGAAACCAGUGGACUAACUCCGUGCGGUGACGGCACCGUGGUUUGUCCGACUGGGAGAGUGGAGCGUUUAAAAGCAGAUUUUGAAUCAUCAGGUUUGUGCUGAACGGCUUCGAUGUGUGAUUGCGAGCACUUUUCCGCGUCAGGCGGGUUUUUCCCCAGGAACAAGACUCGACCUGACUAAUGUUUCGGAGCAGGAACCCCAAGGCAGAUCAGCCACAGGAUGAGGUCACCUGGCAAACAGUCUGGCCAAAGGUCAGCAUUGGGUUUCAUCUUUAUUUUUAUACAUCUGGCCUUUUCUCCCUCCAGAGCCCUCGAGAAAAAUGUGAAAAAUGUCAAACCAGCUCCAGGAGCUUAUCAGCGGUUUACAACGCAGCGUGGGAGAAAACAACCGAUUCCUGUUGGUUAAAAGCUGGGAGGCCUCGCUCCGCUUCCUCAGGCUCGGGCUCAAAGUUUUUUUGAUUGUUGGAAAUAACUGAAUCCUGUGUCACAUAUAGUUUGGAAUCAUGUUUGCACUAUUUCAUCAAACAGGACGUUGUCCUUUUCCACAUCACAGAGCACUGGCGUUCUAAAACACCACUGUUCUGUUUCCAAUUCACUUCAGAAAUACACAUGAUUUAUCACGUUUAUUUAUUCAUAGCUCGGGUGGUUUUCUUCAUGCCGGAGCCAUCGUACGGAUUAUGUAAGGUCCUUUUUUUUAUUGCUCCGGAUGCUUUAAUCUCAGCUUGGACUAAUAAACAACACCCCCGUGUUUUUCUUUGUUUGUGCACGAUCAUGACAAAGCUAAAAGUGUCGUUGUCUGAAGAGGACUGACAUUCACGUUUGGGUCUGGUGUUUACAUACGAGACGUUCAUUCUCAAGAAAAUGAAAUGCAGAUGUGUCUUGUUAGAGACACUGAAAACAAAAACAAAAAUCAUUGAAUUGUUCAGACACAUGUGUGAAAGCUGAUCUGCGUUGGGGCUCCGAUGAAUCUCCUCCCCUCAUGAGUCAAAGUGAAACUUCUUCCUUUAACCACUUGAUGAACAUCUGCAUCGACUCCUCUGAAAAAUAAAGAUUUUCAUUGAACUUCCAGGACAAAAUAUUGAAAAAAUAUUGUUGCAUUUUAACAGAAAAAUCGAACGGGAGAGUAAAACAAAUGUGAAAAGAGACUACUUUGUUCAUAUCUAAACUUCUUAUUUAUGAGACUUUCCUGGACUGUAUUCUUUUUGAGGUGUUUUAUUGACCUUGUAAAUAAAUACACAAGCAUUUGAUAAGGUAUAAUUUUUUAAGUCUGAAAUUUUAUAUUUUGUAUUCCUAGCCUACUAACUUAAUUCCUUCCUUCGUUGCCCGACAUUUUGUAUCAUUUAAGUCUUUCUACAGCCUUGAGUAUUCCUUCAGAUGUUUUGGUGAAUUGAUGAGCAUGAGCAGAAUUAAAGACAAAUGUUGAACAGCU
This is a messenger RNA of Pleuronectes platessa (European plaice), 4804 nucleotides long. Its product is annotated as rho GTPase-activating protein 26. The transcript is spliced from 24 exons. The record is from RefSeq and is a predicted model, not a curated record. Gene Ontology annotation, biological process: signal transduction. Gene Ontology annotation, cellular component: cytoplasm. Bases 506 to 2857 code for a protein of 783 amino acids. Lineage: Eukaryota; Metazoa; Chordata; Actinopteri; Pleuronectiformes; Pleuronectidae. Gene Ontology annotation, molecular function: GTPase activator activity; protein binding.